This is a messenger RNA of Drosophila guanche, 1137 nucleotides long. It is a transcript of the gene Unc50, whose product is annotated as protein unc-50 homolog. The transcript is spliced from 3 exons. The record is from RefSeq and is a predicted model, not a curated record. Gene Ontology annotation, cellular component: Golgi membrane. Lineage: Eukaryota; Metazoa; Arthropoda; Insecta; Diptera; Drosophilidae. Bases 205 to 1032 code for a protein of 275 amino acids.
AAUAUCCAUAAAUUCUUCGAAAAAGAACAAAUUAGCUCGUCCCAAACAUUAAUCGAGUUCAUCGACAAAAAAGUAGUAAAACUGUAACAAGUUACAUUUCUCGACGUGGCGAUUUCCACCUUGUAAAGGCGGGCGGCCAAAGAAUCCCCCCCUACCCAAGGGUAGAGCGGUCACAUAAAACCACAAAAAAAAAACAAAACAAAAAUGAGCCAAUAUAGCCACGUUAAGUACACAACGUCGCCGACGCCAUCCGUGGUGUCGGGCUACUCGGGCGCCUCUCGGCUCACCUCGCACCUGCCACCCCCAGUGAACCAUCGAAAGGAUUGCCUGUCUGCGACCACAAAGAGCUACAAGUAUCUGCGACGUCUGCUGAAGUUCAAUCAAAUGGACUUCGAAUUUGCACUGUGGCAAAUGAUCUAUCUGCUAAUAGCACCCCAGAAGGUGUAUAGGAACUUUAACUACAGAAAACAAACCAAAUCACAGUUCGCCCGAGACGAUCCGGCAUUUCUGGUGCUCUUGAUUGUCUGUCUAUGUGUGACGUCUCUGGGAUUUGCCUAUGUCUUGGGCCUGAGAUUCUUGCAGAGCAUCGGCUUCAUCUUCUAUGUGAUUGGCGUGGAUUGUCUUCUGGCUGGCGUUAUUAUUGCAUCAUUUUUUUGGGCGAUUACAAAUCGCUUUUUGCGCACCAACAGCUUGGAGCCAGACAUUGAGUGGGGCUAUGCGUUCGAUGUGCACCUGAAUGCCUUCUUUCCGCCCCUCAUGCUGCUGCACUGCAUCCAGCUCUUCUUCUACAACUGGCUGAUUAGUCACACGUGGUUCAUAUCGCGGUUUCUGGGCAACACUUUCUGGCUCUUAGGGAUGAGCUACUAUGUAUAUAUCACCUUCCUGGGCUACAAUUGCAUUCCCCAUCUGAAGAACACCCGCCUCAUACUCAUUGCUCUGCCCAUUAUUUUCCUGUUGUAUCUGGUCGUUACAAUCAUUGGCUGGAAUGCCACGAUAUCCUUUGUCAACUUCUACAAGUAUCGCGUUUAUUAAACGCCCAACGUGCAUUGUAAUUUAUUCUGCUGUUAGCUGCUAAGCACCUCCACCAUCCCCUCAACGAUGAUGACUAAUAAACUAGACGUUCUAGCAUUAUCCAAA